GCUAGCUAGGCAAGAAAAGCAAGGGUGUAGCAGUCAGAUAGCGUGUCUCAUGGGGUUUGCAUCAUGCAAAGGAUCUGCAGAUGAGGCGAGAACCGCGCUGCACCUGCUCCCCAGCGCAUUUCCCCGGCAUUGCCCAGCACCGGCUGUUGCCUUCGACCCGUUCUGCCCGGCCUCCCUAUCUCGGCACCCACUCGGGAGAAGGAGCUGCGGGGCAAUUCCACGUAAGCCCCAGCUCUGAGGAAGGAAAAAGACGCGACUGAACUGGGGCGUUCCUCACUCGCUCCGACCUGAGAACAGCGGUAUCCCACGAGGGCGCUGCCCGCAGCCGCCCACCCCCCAGUGGGGGCGGGACAGCCCAGCCCACGCGGGGCCGGGCCGCCUCUUCGAGCCGGAGCAGCGUGCUGAGCCGCACCGUGCGGAACCGGGAACCGCCGGAGCUGGAACUGGUCCCGGUGCCGGUCCCGCGGCCGCGCCCGCCGCUGCUGGGGGAGGCGGUGUCCGCGCCGCACCCCCGCGCCCCGCCCGCCCCCGGCAGCAGCGGCGGCAGCCUCAGCACCUCCGACAGCUCGAGCAGCAGCUCCAGCGGCAGCAGCAUGGACCUCUCCUUCAUGGCCGCGCAGCUUCCUGUUAUGGGAGGAGCCUUUAUGGACUCGCCAAAUGAGGACUUUAGUACAGAGUACUCCUUGUUUAACUCAUCAGCCAAUGUCCAUGCAGCUUCUUCCAUGCAGAAUCCACCAGAAGAAACAUCCCGAUCUUCAAACGAUGCCAUACUGUUAUGGAUUGCAAUCAUAGCAACAAUUGGAAAUAUUGUGGUUGUGGGAGUGGUGUAUGCCUUCACCUUCUAGGAUGCCUGUCACUCCAAACACUGGAAGAGAGGAUAACUGCAACAGUAUUUGUCAUGUGUAUGUGUGUAUAUAUACAUGUAUAUCUAUAUAAAUACAUAUAGAUAGGGACUUUGUUGAUUAAGUACUGCCACAAUCACAGAAAAGAAAUGCAAGUUAAUCAUCGUGAAUUUUGAUGGGAGAAAGUUUGGAUGUGAUGGCAAACUAUAUGGAGGUGAGAGCUCUAAUAGAGAAUAGCGCCAACACAAGUUUUGUGUGGAAAUAUAAUGAAAGACAUACCAGUGUGAUUAGAGUGGGUACAAAAAGAAAGUGAGAUUUAUACAGGAAGUGCUUAUUUUCUACUGUUGAGAUUUUUCUAGCAGCUUUUCUGGAUUUUGUCAGAUUUUUGUGCAUUUUUUUACUGUGGUAUAACAUUGUAUGGAAUUGUUGUAUGUCAUAGUUGCUAAACAUCUUAGUUUUCCAGAUGGAGUAAGAGACAGGCAUUGACUCAGUUCUGAUGCAGUACAAGUUCAUUGUGUGUGCAUCCUAGCACUUGCAUACACUAAGCUGUGUUUGAAAUCAUGAGUCUUAACAUUAUGACAGGCAGAUGCAUGCUACUGACAAACACUUGCCUUUCAGUAUCAGUGACUGGAUAUGAUAAUCUAGGAAUUGAUGCUUCACCUGGCUGCUGUUUGCAGGAGGAGGCACAGUUAUUAUAAAGUGUGACUGGAAUGGGGCAGCACAGGCUCCUAUUUCUGUGUAGAGAUAUUGGAUUGCAAUGACAACAGCAGUUUACAGAUGAUUCUCAUCCAGGAACCAAAGGACAAAUAUCAUGCUUUCAAGGUUAUUUCAUUGUAAUCCAGGUUUUCCACAGAAAUCAUACCUUCAUAAGCAUAGAGUUGUAGCAAAUGAACAUGGGGAAAUUGUGAAGCCUAAUUAACAGUAAGAGGUGUCUAUGAAAAAAGUUUUAUUGAAAGAAAGAUGAGACAGAUACUUCUCUGCUCACAAGGGAGUGAGUACAAGAGUCAGGUAUACGCUGGGUAGAAAUAGCACAGAAAGGUAAUAUAUGGCAGGUACACAAGUACCUGUGUCUCAAUCCUAGUAAGUCUCUGGGUUCCGGUGAGGCUCCUGGAAGUGGCUUUUAUGGAGCCUUCUUUAAGUAACAACUUUGAUCAUUGAAUUUUUUCUAUUGGGGAACAUUUUCACUGCAUUAUUCCCAUGAGCAGUUCCUUUUCAAAACAAGUUGUAGCCAUCCUUGUUUCAGAGAUUGUAAAAAUCCCAAGGGAAGAGGAAAAACAAAAAAAUCACUUUUGUUGGAAAUCUCCCUCUUCCUCCUACAAAAAGAAAAAAAAACAAUCUAGCAAAAAACCAAAGUAUUUGAACUUUGAGACAGUACAAAAGAAACUCUUGCUCCAAAUCUAUAUGUACUGCCUUGUACAACUACUAUGCUAAUUCCAGAAAGCCUUGUCUGAAGGCACAGAGUCUAUUUUUGACACUUCCCCACUACUGAGCCUGAGGCUGGACUAAGAGAUGGCAAAUUCAUUGGGAAGUUUGAAUUUACCUUCUUUUCUCUUUAAACUCAUUUCCCUUCAGGGCUAGUGGACAGUUAGUUGAAUCAAAGCAGCAUGCCCCAAACUGGCGAUCAGAAUCACUCCUAGUCACUGUGUGUAUUUUUUUCCUGUCUUUGUGAACUUGCUUUUAAAGCUGGAAAGAUGCAAAUAGCUAGCAAGAGAGAAAAAUAGAAUAACUUAUCCUAAGGAUGAGAAAUCCAAUGACAGCUCACUUGAGAAACUGAGCUUCUGUGUGUUUAGAUAUUUUCCUGUUUGGAGGAAUUCUGUGAAGAUGGUUGAGGACAGAAGAGAUCUGUUCUGAGAAAAAUCUUGAGUACAGUCUGGAAGCUUAGCCACACAAAGAAAAUUAUAAUAAAAUAGCUAUAGUCCUAACACAGUGUUGCAAAAACAGUGCUCUUCACUGUCCUAAAGUAGCUGUUUGCCCCUUUGUAGGUAGACAAUAAUAAAAUUUUGAAUAUAGGUAAACUGUAUAACUUGUGUACCUGUCCUGUUCUUCAAUGCUUCUUUAUCCUCUCUGAGCAGAAAGCAAACUGUUAAGUGAGGGUGGAAGGCUGCAGAGGGGUUUUGAACAUGGAAUUGAGCAGGACAAGAUCUGCUAUACAAACACAUAGGACCCACGGAAACAUCACGUAAAGUAUAAUUUUCUGAUAUUCUGUUGCUUUUGUAAUUGGAUCAAUUACUUACGAACUUCUCUUCAGCAUUUCAGUAGGCUCUGUAGUUACGCCAGAACCUGCAAGCACACGAACAGAAAAACAUUUUUCACCAUGAUUAAAACCAAUUUGACAAUAAGAUACUUGCCCAAUGAGGUUAUUCUACUGCUAAGUAACUUUGCCAUUGGAAUGCUUUGUUUAAAUUUCAUAGAAUAUUAAUCUAAGUGCAAUUAGCAGCGUUUGCAUUUUUUCUCAGAGCACUGGGCUAAAUUCUUCACCCAUGACAAAAUGCAUAAGAGGGAAGAGCAAAGAGCAAAGAACCACCACUCUGCUAAUGAACCCGAGUGACACUGUUGUGUUGUUUUUCCAAACAGAGUGCCUUACUCUCAUGUGAAAUUAAUAGUAAUUGCAGGAGUGUUGGAAAACAAUGCAUUCUGACUCCCUAAUCCAGAUCGUCCUCAUGCAUACUUUCAUCAUUAGAGGCUGAGUUGUCAAAAAGGGCCAGACAGAACUUCAAUUAAAGUAAUUGGCUUGACAGUGCGAUAGAAAAACAAGGUGCAGGCAGCAAGCACAAGCAACUCCUAUAUUGUAGUUAAAGAUGUUAACUGUUCUGUCAGUUUCUUGCUGCAAAAAAACAAACAAACAAACAAAAAAAAAACCACACCAAACAAAACAAAGUGAAAUAUCUCUAAGAUUCAGGUGCAAGGAUACAGCAUGCAAGAGUAUACACAGAAUACUGUCAAGCAUGUAAGAGAACCCUAAAUUAAAGCAGGCAGAGCUGGUUCAGAUUCUGGUCAGUUGUGAUAGCGAUAAUAUACUGUGUGUUUCUGAGUGUUGUGUUCUGGCUCGAUCCACUACAGUCACUUAAUCUCCUAGAAGAAUCAGGAAGGUUAAAAUUCAAGCAUUUAAAAAGGAGACUCAUCCAUCAUUAAGUGCAGCUAAACCACAGAGGGGAGUGAGGAAGAAAUGGUGGCUGUUUCAGAGAUACGGUCCUUUGAAAUGUGCUAUUACUUCCUCUUUAUGCAAGUGUAAUUUAUACCCUGAACUGUCACCUCAGCUUGACUUGGAGUGCUGCAGCUGCUCCUUUCCUUGGAGCCCAGCAUCUGGAGAAGUGUUAUCUGCCACUGAGGGAUGAUGAGUAAACCCAAAUACACUCCCCAGAGCUGUACUGUAAAAGAAAAGUUGAAGAGGCUUCUGUGCUUUGCUGAGUAUUUUGUGCAUCAGCAUCAGAGCAGGAUUCCACUUGUAGAAGAUCUAUGCUUCAAAUAAAAGCAUUUAACACAGAGAACAGUUACAAGAGUCUGAUCGGAGUUUGUUUUGUAGCAGAUAAAGCAAAACUGUCUGCAGUACUAGACCCCUAGCUAUGCUGUAAGCACAAAAGCAAUACUCCGCUCUGCAGUGUUAGUAAUGAUCCCCAGGAAGCAGGGAAACAAACUGGAUGCCCUUUGUGCCUUUUCUAGCCAUGGCCCCUAGGGAUCUGUGACAACAUAUCAAAUAAUCAAACUGUCACUUAGGAAUUUUAUUUUAGUCUAAGCAUCCAGCAGAUCAAUGCGGCUGCUGUGCAGACACUGCAGCAAGGAGACCAAAGGCUGAGCACUCAGGGAGGUAGGUGCAAAGGGACAUUAGAUAGGACUGGGUGAGGAAACACACACAGCCAUUCCUGUUAUGGUUUUAUCUCUAGGUCUAGCUGUCUCUGCUUGUCCUCAGCAUUAAUAUCUCCAAAAAUAAAAUGAGGGAGAGAGAUGUAUUUUCCUGUCAACACAUUUGCAAAAUCAAGCAACAGAUUUUGAAACUGAUACAACAGCAAUAGCAGAGGCACUAAUCUUCACUGAUCGAUGUAUUCAGCAAUUUAAAUGAAAAAGUGAGCUGAUAAUUACCUUGAAAGUAAGGAGGUCCCCUCUCCAAAAUUCUUGUUUGCAGUGGGACUUGAGGGUCAUCAGCAUCCCAAACUGCUGAGCAGCCUGUAAUAACAAAUCCCCAGGCAAGAGCAAAUAAAUAGAAUCAUAGAAUCACUAAGGUUGGAAAAGACCUCCAAUAUCCUCCAUUCCAACCAUCCACCUAUCACCAACAUUUCCCAUUAAACCACAUCCCUCAGUACAAUAUCUAAACGUUUCUUGAACGUCUCUAGGGAUGGUGACUCCACCACCUCCCUGGGCAAAAUAGAAGUAGCCAGACAUUGUAUUCCAGCCAUGUACAUUUGUUUGGAGUUAAAAGGGAAAAUCUGUCUUUGUGUCUAGGACCAAACUGAAACAGGAGUCUUUGGUCUGUAGGUUGUUAUGCAUUUUGUCUAUUAUUAUAAGCUUUCUUUUUGCUGUUCUCAAAACUAUUCCAGUUCUUAAUAUCCUCUUCACAUCACUCUGCAGGGUGCUGAGAGCUAUUAAUUUCAUGUAGCUCUUUCAUUUAUACAAUGUAAUUUUACUAGGUUUCCUGUGGCUAAUCACAGAGCAGAAUCUAGAAAAUUAUUCAUUCUAAGGCAGAUUUCCAUUAUUGAGAGAAAUAGGCUGAAAAUCAGAAUUGUAGAUCAAAAUGCUUCUAUGUUUUUGGAGCACUCAAAAGCUCUGGUAACUGGAUUUCAUCUGGCUAAUGCUCAGAAAGAAAAAGGGCAAUCAGGUCUCUGAUGAUAAUGUCAGACAUCAGGGUUCUGUCAAGCAAAGCUUAGUGCUUCAUUAACUUAUCAUUUGCCCCUCUGAGCCCUUCUGCCUUCCUGCACAUGCAGUCUAAGCUGAGUUUAAGUGAGCUAGCUGUCAGGUACAGCAUGUCCCUCCUCUCUUAGAGCUUGCUCAUACUCAAGGAAAAGACUAUUUAUUCCCUUAGUAGAAGAGCAGGGAUCAGUAUUCUGUUAGGAAUGUUGUUACUUGGUACACUCAUCAGUCAUCAUAAGAUGAAGACCAGGAUGGUUUAACAAGUAGUUAGCCCUUUGUUGCUGAUCUGGGAACACCCUAGAGAACUCAAAACAUCUCGAGGUCUUAAAGUCUUCUAAUGCCCUAGAUCUGAUUUUUGUCUUUCCUCAUACAGCUCCUCUUUGCCUUUGUCUUUCUAACUCAAGACAAUAAAAAUGAAGUCACCUCUAUGCUUGUGCCUGGACAUACAGGGAAAUCCUAGCAGGUUGGAACCAACUGUGUCUCAUUUCAGUCUGGCACUUCUAGCACAAAGUAGAAGAAAAGACUCCAGUUGUCUCUCCAGAAAUCUCUAGGGAAAUAUGUGUCUCUGCAUGGUAUGGCGAUUUUGUCAUUCUGGCAUGUUAGUACCAAGGGAAAUUCCCAUUCAUAUGAACACAGCCAGUGGUUCCAUCUUUUUGGUACAACUUGGGAUCAUUAUGCCACCCACUCUUACCUUUCCAGUGAAAGCUGCUAGUGAAGACAGUUUUCAUUUGUAGAAAAUACAUAGAAAGCUUCUCAUUUUGCUUGAAUGCAUGCAAGAAUCACCUUCUGAAGUGCUGCUUAGUCUCCUACAAAACCAAAAAAAACACCAACAAUCUGGAUUGUUACACAAGGCAUGUUAAUAAGUCAAAUGUCAUCUGUACAGUAGCAGCACCUCACUUUGAUCUACAGCUUUAUGCCAGUAAAUCUUAAAGGCAAUCUCAUUAUUACUGACAAUUAACAGAAGUAGAAAACAGAGACAAAUCAUUUUUCAGGAAUGUCUCAGACACCACUUUGUUCCUCACCUUCCCAAAGUAUCCUGAUGUGAACUCUCAUCCAUCACUUUAAAAUCAGUUGUCACAAUGUGUCUCCACACCUUCAUUUUAUUUCUCCCCUUGUCUUCUUUUCAUUCUCUGACAUCAGAGCACACGAGUGUUUGGAUGUCAGCAAUGUUCUUCAGCCAUUCGUAACAACCUCUGGUGACCUUCAUAGUAACAUUAGACAAAGAUCAGUAAAAUAAGGUCCCUUCCAGUAGCAGAUAGAUCUUAGUCGUUAUCUACUUCAGCAAACUGCAGUGUAUUUCCCCCAAGCAGAAGAGCAGAACGCGACCAUUAAGCUUUCCACCUGUAUCAUCCAGUAUCCAUAUAACACAAAGGUAACUCUUAGAAAACAUAUAUAUAUAUAAUUUUUAUUUAUUUAUUUAUUUUACAUUUCCAUAACAUUUCCAUUUCCAUACAUUUACAUUUUGCAUCAUUCUGCAUUUACUGAGUUUUCUCCAACCCCAAGUGCCUUGCUUUUCUUUGCAAAUCAGUAUCAUUGGCAAAGUACUUAGGGUAAAGAUAAGGGCACUGAAAGCAGUCAGUAAAAAAUACCAUACACAGAAGAGUUGGAAAGCCCUGUAUGAUUUAUUGUAGGGUCAAGGCCCUGAACCACAGGCUAUUCAGUAAAGAAAAACAAGCACAAUGUGCUGAGCCAUUGGUAUUUCAAAUCUAGUGACACCUGUACUUCUCAGAUGCGUGAUAAAGCUGCUACAAUCAGAUUAAGCAUUUCUAAAUCUUAUUUUUAAACAAAGUGGAGUGUAGUCCUUAAGAACUGAAAAACACUGAACAACUUUCCCUCAGUCUAUGCUUGUUCUGGUAUUGAUUUGGGAGCUUCCUGAGCUGAAGUCACCAAGGUAUGUUGUGUUUCCUGAGAAGCUCAGUCCUAAUAGUGAGUGAGAUUAAGCUAUUUACAAUUCUAGACCUAAAACACAUUUCAGUCGCUGCCUUCACAAGGAAGCUGAUGUUCUCAAGCCUGCAAGCUGCUCUUUGCAGAGGGAUCUUUGCCUCCACCUGGAGUCAACUGGAUUAAUAACACUUCUUCACUUCUGACACCUUCUUCAGUGGUUCAACUUGCAGGACUAGCUCUGGGUUGCUGGCUUUUCCUUUUUUCUUCUUUUUUUUUUUUUUUUUUUUAAUUUUAAGCACAUCUAACGAUGUUCAUGCUUCCCUAAUCAAAAGAAAGCAAGCAGAGUGCUGUAUUUUUUUAAAUGAGAAUAAAAGACGAGUCUGAGUAUUUUGAUAGAUUUGCAGGAAAGGUAUAUAAUGUAGCAAACUGUUGCACUAUUUUUUCUAUUGUCUGAGCAUGAAACCUGAAAAAUAUUUUGUUGUUUCUCUAAUCCUCUAACUUCUCUUUCAGUUAUGAAGUUACAAAGGUUUGGAAGGAAUGGAGUGUAGAGCCUCAAUGACAUUUAAACUAAUGUAAAUAAAUCCAGUAGCUAGCUUUAAGAGGUAGCCUAUACCACUUGCUUUUCAGUUCUCAUCUCAAAUGUUGCCUGUUUGUGUUUUGUUUUCCAAAAUAAACUUAUUAGUAGCACUUCUGAAAAAACAUCUGUACUUCACACAAAACUCAAAGUUAUUUGGAAAUGACAUCCUCCUUCAGCUCACAUAAAGAAAAGCUUACAGGAGCCAUUUAGAAUGCACUGUUAUUUUUCUUAAUAAUACUGGACAGUUUAAUCUCUUGUUCUUUGUCUCUGCUACCUUGUUUUCUGCACUAACACAUUUGCUGGAUUUCUUUGUAUGUUUUUUUUUUAAUAUAUGGGAUGGUUUAAACAAAAGCAUUUACUCUUGUAAUAAUUGUUCUUGAAAUGUGGAUCUCUAUUUGUAAAGAGAAAAACAACUUAAAAAAAUACCCUCUGUUUUCUCUAAGUAUACUGGAAUUAGCAAGUUUAGCUAACAGAACUGUAUUCUUUUCAGCUCCUGUUAUAUUCUUAUCCAGUUAUUGACUGCUUUCACUACAUAUGUACUUGGUACUGGUUCAUUCUUUUACUAUGAUAAAAUGACAAGUUUUGUUAACAUCAGGUGGAACUGUGUUUUUGGAUAAAGUUCUUCAAAUUGG
Numida meleagris (helmeted guineafowl) is the source of this 8777-nucleotide messenger RNA. RefSeq names its product chromosome 6 C14orf132 homolog (gene C6H14orf132). Bases 594 to 845 code for a protein of 83 amino acids. The transcript has 2 exons. The record is from RefSeq and is a predicted model, not a curated record. Lineage: Eukaryota; Metazoa; Chordata; Aves; Galliformes; Numididae.